Molecule: messenger RNA, 1083 nt
Organism: Striga hermonthica
Lineage: Eukaryota; Viridiplantae; Streptophyta; Magnoliopsida; Lamiales; Orobanchaceae
Source: the annotation of a GenBank genome assembly
AUGGCGGCAUUGGUUGGGGAGAAGAAGAGGGUGGUGGUGGUGGUGGUUGGCGGUGGAGUUGCCGGCUCUGUUAUCGCCAAGACCCUUCAGGACGAAGCUGAUGUUUUUCUCAUAGAUCCGAAGGAAUUUUUUGAGAUCACUUGGGCAAACUUGAGGGCAAUGGUUGAACCUUCAUUUGCAGAGAGAACGGUGAUUAACCACUCUGAAUACCUUCCUAAUGCUCAUGUUAUUACAUCUUAUGCAACUAGCAUCACUCAAAAUGAUGUAAUGACUUCAGAAGGCCAUGUAAUUUCAUACGAUUAUCUUGUCAUUGCCACUGGACAUGUAGAUCCUGGUCUGCGUACAAGAGCUGAGAGGCUUAAUCACUACCAAGCAGAGCAAGAAAAGAUAAAGUCGGCAAAAUCAAUAUUGAUCGUUGGGGGAGGGCCUAGUGGUGUAGAAUUAGCUGCUGAGAUCAUAGUUGACUUUCCUGACAAGAAGUUGACCCUGGUGCACAGGGGAUCAAGGCUACUCGAGUUUAUCGGUAAAAAGGCUGGAAAAAAAGCCUUGCAGUGGCUGACUUCAAAGAAGGUCGAAGUCAUCUUGGGCCAGUCAGUAAAGCUGAACUCCGGAGUGGAGGGUGUGUACGAGACGUCAGGUGGCGAGAAGAUUAUUGCCGAUUGCCAUUUCCUUUGCACCGGCAGCCCUCUUGGUUCGUCUUGGCUAAAAGAGACCAUUUUGAAGGACAGCUUAGACAUGCAUGGGAGGCUGAUGGUCGAUGCAAAUCUAAGGGUCAAGGGUCACACCAACAUCUUUGCUAUCGGCGAUAUUACUGAUAUUCCUGAACUCAAACAAGGAUACUUGGCUCAUGCGCACGCAUCAAUUGCUGCGAAGAACGUCAAGUUGUUAAUGCAGGGAGAAAGCAAGAGCAAGCUGUCAACUUAUAAGCCGGGCCCAACAAUGGCACUCGUUUCACUUGGCAGAAGAGAGGGAGUGGCGCAAAUUAUGUGCCUGACUAUGUGUGGCCGCAUUCCUGGAAUCAUAAAAUCGGGAGACUUGUUUGUGGGGAAAACCCGCAAGCAACUUGGUCUAGAACCCCACUAA